UACCGCGACGUCCUACACACCAGUCACUCACUGGUUGUUUUUUUGUUUAAGGCAGAGCUGAAGUCAACAGCAGACAGGAUGUUGCGGCUUCGCUGUAAAACCAAAAAUGGGAGCCACAUCAUGCAGGGCUUGACUCAUCAGUCCUGUGUGCAAGAGCUGAAGAGUAAGGUGGAGGAGCUGACAGGUAUCCCGUGUGAUGUGCAGAAAAUAAUGGUUGGUUAUCCACCAUCAAGCCUUGAUCUUCGUAAUGGAGACGCUCACCUUAAGGACUACCCCAUCAAAUCAGGAGACACGCUCAUUGUUGAGGAAGAAAAGAAUAAACCAAAGCCUCAGGAUCAUCCCACUGUGACUAAAACACCACGUCUGGAAGCCUCACCUGUACUGGCACGUCGGGUAGUCCCAGCUGACAACUCCUGCCUCUUCACCAGUGUGAAUUAUGUGGUGGAAGGGGGUGUCUAUGAACCUUCAUGUGCCCCUGAGAUGCGAGGCCUCAUCGCUCAGAUUGUGUCCAGUAACCCCACAGCCUACUCCGAGGCGGUGCUGGGAAAGUCAAACGAAGAGUACUGCACGUGGAUACGACGUGACGACACCUGGGGAGGAGCCAUCGAGGUGUCAAUCCUCUCAAAGUUUUACCAGUGUGAAAUCUGCGUGGUGGACACUCAGACAGUGCGGGUUGAUCGUUUUGGGGAGGACGCAGGCUACCACAAACGCGUGCUUCUCAUCUACGAUGGCAUCCACUAUGACCCUCUGCAGAAAGAAACGCCUGGCUCUGACGUCCCGCCCCAGACUAUCUUCUCCUCUACGGACGACGUGAUCCUGGCGCAGGCACUGGAGCUGGCAGAUGAGGCUCGUCGCAAACGACAAUUCACGGACGUUAACCGCUUUGCGCUACGCUGCAUGGUGUGCCAGACCGGCCUGGUCGGACAGAAGGAAGCACGUGAGCACGCCAAGGAGACGGGCCACACCAAUUUUGGAGAAGUGUGAAUGUUGUUCUGUCUUUCCUCCUCUCACAAAUACAAACACCGCCAACCCCGUGCCCCACAUGUGGCUACUCUGUUGGUCUUUCUGUCAAUCUGCUUGUGUGAUCCUCUACCUCACAUUGUCCAGCGACAUCUACAGAGCAUCUGCAGACACUGUGUUCAGCCUCUAGCCGGUUCAGUAUUACGUACAGUAUAUACUGCUUUCAGUUCUCAAAGUCAGAAACACUACUGCAGAGCUCGGAUGUUACAAAAACCAUCACUUCAGUCUGUCAGGGAUGGUUUAAAAUACGUUAAACAGGGUCAAGUAAAAUAACGCAAAUAAUUCUUAGGCGUUUGUUUUAAUAAGUUUUGAAUCUUCGAUGUCUGGCUCAAAGCGAUAAUGAACCACGUGGUGACUGUAGGGCUGUAUCCUGUUUGGACUUCAUCAGUCGAGUUGAACUAGACUGAUCUUACAUGGAAGCUUUGACUAUUUGUCCCAGUUAAUUGCUGUACCAGAUAGGGUUGUCACAAACCAGAAUUUAAACUUUAAUACAAUACUAGUUAAAAUCUAACAAAUUCGAUACCUGCUUUGAUCUCACAGCAACAAAAAUAGAAGUCUUUGGCACCUAUAAAACAAAUUCUAUUUCUUGUUUAAAUUAUAACAUUGCAAGCAAACUCAUGCACAAAUACCUUUGCAAAAUAUAAUUUAAACACCCAGCUGAUUAACUUCUGGGCAACUAAAUCUACACCAGUAAAUCAUGAAUUAUCACCUAGUCAUAUACUCGAGAUCUGUAGUUCUUUAAAAGCUCCAGUACUUUCCGGGAGUUUACAUUGUUAAUCACUAGGUAUCAAAAAGUUUUGAGGCAUUGAUUAUUUCAAAAACCUUGAUUAUAACGAACUGCAGUCGGACACAGAAUCAUGUCCCUGUAGUUUUUAACCUGAUACAGUAAUCACAAAGUUGUCACUGCUUACCUUUCACUGCCUAAACUUCAGUUUGAUAAGCACUCACUAUCUUGUGCUAGGAAGAAUUUAAAACAAACACUAAGAAUUAUGUGCACUGCGAGGUGAUCCUAUUCACUGUUGUCUUAAAUGCAGCACAGAGUUUGACUGUUAUUCAUCAUGUCGGUUAUGUAGCAUGUUUUUUUUUUUUUUAAAUGUCCGUUAUUUGACUGGUGUAUCACAGAGACUCUACCAGUACUAAAAGUUUAUUUAACUCUAGAUGUCUGAAGAGUUUGGCACAGUUGUGCUGUGUGAACACAAAGCUGGAUUCAUCUUUAAAUGUGCUUUAUGUGACAUCUCUGUGAACUUGCUAAGGAGUCGCAGCUGAGAUUGAGGUUAAGCAUUUUAAAAUAUCAUGUUACAAAUUUCUUAAUUACUUAUGUUGGACUUUUUCCUUCUAUUACUUUUUUUUUUUGAUGUUGCUUCAUGGUUUAUUAAUAAGCUGAUUUUAAAUAAGAUAAAACUAAUGGUGCUGAAAACAUUUUACAAAAUGAGUAGCUCUUUUUGUUCUUUAUGAAACAAAAAGUUCAGGAGUGUCAUUUUUAAUUCUAGUGUUUACUUUUUAAAUUUCAUCUUGCUGUCAGAACAAACACUAUUCACUUUGUUUUGCUGAAUAUCUGAAAAAACAGUAAAGCGUGCUGAGAGGUGUGUUUGAACACAAGUUAUGGUAGAGAUGAUGUAACUAGAGAAUUCUGCCUACUUCACGUACCGUAAAACUUCUUAUAAAAGCCCAUUCCAACUUAACGCCCACUCCCUUCUACUGGCCUGGUGCUGCUGCAAGUUUUAACAAAUAAAGGCACAUCUCAAAGAGAGGCCGCUGAGUAUUUAGUGUUGAUUAGUAUGAGGAUCAAAAAUACAUUUAGAGUGUCUCCGUCUCCCCCACACUGCAGCAGGUUGGGCUGGCUAAUAAAGAGCAAAUCAGUGAUUUGAAAGUUUGUAAACAUUUAGAUAUUCUUUCUGGUGGGAAUUUACAAAUGUAUAGUCUUUCCCGUCUUCGCUGUGCACAAGUUUUGUUUGAAAAUCAUGAAAGGCCCGUCUCAUAUUGACGCCUGUCCUAAAUAAAAAAGACCUAAAAUUUUAAAAACUGAUGUAAAUAAAUGCCCGGGCUAUUAAAUUAAAGCUUUACGGUAUUUACUUUUCAGGUACACUUCAUCGAUUUUGUGUUUUGCUGGUCAGUAUUAUUAAGCAUUAACUCUUCAUAUUUUCCUUCAGCACAAACGUAAAAUCUAUCAGGGUGAUUCAUCAAUAUCAAGGCAGAAAGUCCAUUUUGGUUGAAUUUACAGCAUGUUGUCUUUUUAACACUGUACUGUAUGUGUCGCACAAUUGGAGCAUGUUCUCACAUUUUCAGGCUAACUUACUUUGAUGAUUCUUUUAAAAGUCACUGCUUAUUAUGAGAUUAAAGGCAUGCACUUGAAGCAUGUUUUUUUUUUCUCUCCUUGAAGCCCAGUUUAUUGAGGCCUCUUGUCAUGUGUACCAGUAUUUCCAAUUUAACAUAUCUGCAUCAGCCAUAUUGGUACUGAGUUUAUGCCAAAAUAACUGAGAGUAGAGGGUGUGAUUGGUCUUUUGGUUUUGUAGAUUCAGACUCAGAGAUGGUGUUGGGACUUUGUUUAAGUGUGAAUGGCUCUAAUAAUUUUUCCUUUUUUUAUACUUUAGCUAGUUUCUUUCUUAUUUUAACAGUGAUUAUUAUGGAUUUACAGCUUGCAUACAAGUGAAACUAUGAAAUGGCUUUUGUUGUAUUUUUGUGUCUACCAAGUUCUCAUGGCUCUUCAAGGACAAUAACAAUGAAUGUUGCACACAAAGCACUACAGGAUAACUGGAUUUACUUGAGUUUUUCAGUGUUGUGUCACAAAUAAAGAUUAUAGAGGUA
Molecule: messenger RNA, 3825 nt
Organism: Labrus bergylta (ballan wrasse)
Lineage: Eukaryota; Metazoa; Chordata; Actinopteri; Labriformes; Labridae
Gene: yod1
Product: YOD1 deubiquitinase
Biological process (GO): protein deubiquitination; endoplasmic reticulum unfolded protein response
Cellular component (GO): cytosol; nucleus
Molecular function (GO): protein binding; cysteine-type deubiquitinase activity
Source: RefSeq, a predicted model, not a curated record